AGAUUGAUCAAUUGUAAAAAAUGAGUUACAGUAUGAAAGGAGACACAUCAGAAGAUAGUGAAGAUGCCUGUGAAGAUGAACCAGAAAAGAAAAAAAUGAAAGGAAAAUUCAAACAGAAAAAAACAAAGUCAAUAAGGCAAUCAAAUCAAGGAAUCUCCGAUGAUGAUUACCGUGAGCUAUUGCAUGAUAUAUCAGAAUGGUAUGAUGGAAGUGACUCCAUUAGUAUGCUGAAAGUAUUGUACAGAGAUCAUGUGACUGAUGUUCAUACACUAGAUAAAGCUAAUAAGAUGCGUGACUUGCUGGAAAACUUGCAUACUUCUGGGAAUCUGAGUCCAACAGAUCUUAAUAUUCUGUAUGACACCAUAAAUAUAACUAAACAAUUUGGAUUCCAACCAAAAAAUGAGGAUCUGCUUCCAUUAUUCCAGAAUGUUAGGAAGUUUGAAAUAUCAAAAUUCACACCACACAGGCAAAAGCUUGUAAAUCUAGGAAUGACAUUGAAUGAAGCGGAUGUAGCAACACUUGAUGGUUGGUUUAACACACAACAAAAAAAAUAUGCAGACAGUUGGCAUUUAAUUAAAGAUCUAGAACAUAGAAGAGUGAUUUGUGAAGAAAACAUGAAAGCAUUUAUUGAAACUUUGAAGAAGCUCCAACACUUUUUGGCUGUGGAAGCUCUUAUAGAAGGAUAUGGUGGAUCAGCAAAUGAUGUGGGAGAAAGUACAAUGUCUGGUCAUCGACAGCAGCAACCCCCUCCAGCAAGACAAUCGUUCCUGCCUCAACAGCUGCAGCAGCCCCAAGAACAGACGCUGACUUAUCAAUAUUUAAUCCGAAACCAGUCGACGACCAAUUCGUUGGGAUUAGAUGUGCAGGGCACCCCAAGUAUAUCUUCAAACUCUACUGGGCUUAGUGAUGAAGACAAGAUUAUCAGAGAAUAUCUACUAAGUAGACAAAAGAGAGUGUGUAGCACUAAUAGAUUGUUUACACCAGCAACUUUGAAUACUGCAUACCAUGUAGAUAUUGCUGACAUGUUCACUGACCUCGACCUACUCAAAGAAGGUAAAAACCAAGUGAAGGAUGAUGCCAAGCCAACAACUUUGAAGGAGGUUUUAGAUAUUAUAAAAUCAACACCUGCAUGUAAAGUUCUAAUAGAAGGUGAGGGCGGUAUCGGCAAAUCAACCCUCCUCAGGUACUUAGCAUUCAAAUGGUCCACAGGGCAAUCAGAUGUAAUCUUCAAAGGUAAAAUAGUGUUUCUUGUUCAGAUCAGAGAUAUUGAUGAAGAUAAAACUAUUUUGGAUGCUAUUUUGAAACAAAUAAACCUUGAGGAUUUUCAUCUUGAAACAGAACUUCCUAAAAAUCCUAUAUUAAUAAAACGAUUUAUUCGGAAACACAAUGAUAUCAUAUUGCUAUUGGAUGGAUUAGAUGAAUUGAAAGGUGGUUGUGAGAGUCCAAUAUGCAUUUUUAAAAAUGAAAUAAUGUAUAAAUGUAAAGUGAUACUUACAUCACGAUCUGAAAACCUCAAUGAGUUCAUUAAAUAUUGUAGCAUACAUGUGAAAGUAAAUGGAUUUAAUAGAAAUAAUGUAAAAAAAUACAUUAAGAAACAUUUUGCUUUCUUUAAAAAAACUGAAUUAGGCGACUUGCUAAUUAAGGAGUUAUUAGGACCCAUGUUCAAUACACAUAUGGAAGUAUAUUCUAUGUGUAAGAAUCCAAUGUUGCUUCUGUUAGUAUGUGUCAUGUGGGAAGAAAAGAAACACCUUCCAGCUGAUAAAGCUGAACUCUUUAAGGAUAUUUUUAGAUGCUUUUUGAAUCAGUUUAUUGACAAAAAAGCAGAAAAAGAGCAAAAAAUCUCAAUAUUUGAAAAUACUCCAGAGAAGUAUGUUGAGGCAAUGCUUCUGUUAGGAAAGUGUUUCUAUGAAAGCUUAAAGAAAAACCAACUUUCAGUUAACAAGAGAGAUUUGAAAGGACCAAACGAAAUGGUUGCACUGGCCUUAAAACUGGGAUUUGUAUACGAAGAUACACCAAAUCUAAAAUCAGAUUUCGAUGAGAUUUUUACGACGCCUCACAAGUUAAUAGUAGAGUCAUUAGUAGGGUUUUACUUAUACAAACUAUGUCAAACAGAAAUGGAGAAUGAGUGUUCAAAGGACAUGGAAAUACUACUUAAGCCAUUGGCUGAUAAUGAAUGGCAAAUGAUAAGAAGAAGUGAAUAUUUUCACAUGGCAAGGGUGUUUACAAUUGGAUUCCUAGGUGCCAAGUCUGCUAGGUUUUUAAGUCAUUGGAUAUCUAAUGAUGUCUCAACAUAUCAUUCUUUAAUGACAUAUUUAGAAUUUGUAAAAAAAGAGCACAUGGAUACAGUAGAAAAUGCAGUUAUUGAUCACAUGACCAUGACAGAUUUAGAAAUAAAGCCACAUAUUUAUGGAAUUUGUAAAUCAGUAAGAACAUUUAUCAGUUACAUCAUUCCCAAUGUAGGGCUUAAUCAAAAUAAGCAUUUCAUACAGCUUAUGAGAAUAAUUGGAUAUAUAUAUAAACAUCAAUGUUUAAAUGAAAAAGUGUUAACUGACAUUAAUCGUUUUUUUAGAGGGAUGUCAUCAGGAGUAAAAGGCAGAAUGCUUGCUCAUGUUAUGAUUGCUGCUGUAUCAAAUGAUACACAAAGCUAUUUGUUUAAAGAAAUAGUUUGUAGAAUAUGUAUUGCUGAUGAUGUUUCAUAUUUAACAGCUGAGUUUCGGAAACUGAAUUUCAAAUAUAAUAUAACAAAUUAUAAUUUGUCGGAGCAAACGACAGUUUCAUGUGCGGUUCAUUUGUUUACUAAUGCACCACAACUUACUGCUUUACAUUCAUAUGGUUCAUUUGCUAUGAAUGAUGUGAUUAGAGAGUGUUCAAGUAGAAAAGUCAAGUUGGAAUUAAGGCAGCUUGAUAUCAGUAAAAAUGAUCUCAGUAACAUUAAUGGGUCUUCAUUUGCAUCCUUAUUUCUUACAACUAAACUGAAUUUCCUUUACCUUAAUGAUUGCAGACUGUCUGGUGAUAUUAUAAGUGAUAUGAUUAGAGAGUGUUCAAGUAGAGGAGUCAAGUUGGAAUUAUCGCAGCUUGAUAUCAGUAAAAAUAAUCUUAGUAACAUUGAUGGCUCUUUAUUUGCGUCCUUAUUUAUUUCACCUGAAUUGAAUAUGCUUGAUCUGAUUGGUUGCACUCUGUCAGGUGAUAUUAUAAAUGAUAUGAUUAGAGAGUGUUCUAGUAGAGGAGUCAAGUUGGAAUUAGAGACGCUUAAUAUCAGUAAUAAUUAUCUUUGUAACAUUGAUGGUUCUUCAUUAGCAUCCUUAUUUAUUACACCUACACUGAAUAUGCUUGGCCUGAGCAAUUGCACUUUGUCUGGUGAUAUUAUAAAUGAUAUGAUUAGAGAGUGUUCAAGUAGAGGAGUCAAGUUGGAAUUAGAGAAGCUUAAUAUCAGUAAUAAUAAUCUCAGUAACAUUGAUGGCUCUUCAUUUGCAUCCUUAUUUAUUAUUACACCUAAACUGAUUAUGCUUAACCUUGCCAAUUGCACUUUGUCUGGUGAUAUUAUAAAUGAUAUGAUUAGAGAGUGUUCAAGUAGAGGAGUCAAGUUGGAAUUAAGGGACCUUGAUAUCAGUAAUAAUAAUCUCAGUAACAUUGAUGGCUCUUCAUUUUCAUCCUUAUUUAUUACUCCUAAACUGAAGCAUCUGUACAUGAGUAAUUGCAGUCUCUCAGGUGAUACAAUGAAUAUUAUUAGAGAGUGGUGUUCUAGUAGAAAAGUCAAUUUUGAAUUAUAACAGCUUUACACCAUUCAAUUGUUCCAGUAGAAGAGUGAAGUUGGAUGUAGCUUUAUAUCAGUGGUAAUAAUCUUAGUAACAUUUGGUUUUUUAGACUACAAUAAGGCAAAAGAUAAUAGUUAUCCUACAUUUUUACAAUCUGCAACUUAACCCUUUGGCAAGACAAGAGGGUUUUUUUUAGGUAAAAAUGACCAAAUACAAUUAUUUGAUCGUUGCUGUCUCGCCACUUGGAUAAAAAGAAAAAGCAGCCUUCAUUUUAAACCAUUUAGAGUUACUUUAGUUUCUAAUGACUGAAAGAAUACUGUAAAUAAGUUAAUCAUAAAUAAGUACAGGCCUACUCAAUUAAUUUGAUUAAAUAUUAUUAUGUAAAUAAUUAAAUGAAUAAGCUAAAUGUGAAUACUUGUAUAGUUUAUGAACUUGUAUUUAUUAAACCAUAAAUGAUUAAAUAAAUAUUGUAGUAAAUUGGCCUACUCAAUUACUGCUCUUUGUAUAUAAAUUAUUAAAUAAGUUACACAAUAGUACAUAGGCCUACUCAAUUACUACUGUCUGUAUUAUAAAUUAUUAAAUA
This is a messenger RNA of Anneissia japonica, 4338 nucleotides long. Its product is annotated as NACHT, LRR and PYD domains-containing protein 3-like. The transcript is spliced from 6 exons. NCBI's taxonomy places the organism in Eukaryota, Metazoa, Echinodermata, Crinoidea, Comatulida, Comatulidae. The record is from RefSeq and is a predicted model, not a curated record. Gene Ontology annotation, molecular function: protein binding. Gene Ontology annotation, biological process: regulation of apoptotic process. The coding region runs from base 21 to 3770 and encodes 1249 amino acids.